UCCAGUCCUGUCUGUGGUACCUGCUGGCUACUUAACUUAGCUAGCAGCCUUACCUAUCAGUCACUUCUGUUCAGGGGGAAGAAAAAACAACAAAAAAAAAACCAAAAUGAACGAGGGACAAAAUGAUUUUGUUUUGUUUUCCGAUCGAUGCGCAGUUGCGGUUUAAGAAAAAGAUGGAGAGCGUCCAUUUGGUUUUAGUAUUUUAGCUGUUAAGCGUUUUGCUGAGUCCAUUUUGCGUGUAACUGGAAGUGGAAAAGACAAAGAGAAAAGAGCUUUCCAAUAGCUAGAAUGGUUUGGGCCUAAAAAGAAGACAAGAGCAACAUGAACCGUGAGGACCGGAAUGUGCUCCGAAUGAAAGAAAGAGAAAGGAGAAAUCAAGAAAUCCAGCAGGGAGGAGGAGGAGAGGCCUUUCCAGCGAAUUCCCCUCUCUUUCCUGAACCCUACAAAGUGUCCAGCAAGGAAGAUAAACUGUCCAGCCGUAUUCAGAGCAUGCUGGGCAAUUACGACGAGAUGAAAGAGCCGAUCGGUGACACACUUCCAAAGCUUGGCGGAAAACCUUCUAACAGCUCAUCUUCCUCUGAGGAUAAAUCGGGCCCACCUUUGUUUGGCGGGGACCAGCGUGGCGUCGGUAGCGGUGGCAGCAGCCAGAGCAGUAAGUGGACUCCUGUCGGCCCCGCAGCAGGUGGAUCUUCAUCCCAGUCCCAGAAACGCUCAGGACUAGGCAGCCAGAGGGGCAACGGAGGCAGUAGCGGCAGCAGCAGCAGUAGCCAAAGACACGGAGGGGAGGUGCGGGAAAAGAAGUCAAGUAAACACAGUGGAGAGCACUCAAAGUCACACACAUCGAGUCCGGCCAAGGGCUCUCUGAGUUCCUCCAGCAGCAACAGCCACUUGCGGAGCUCCUUGUCUGCUGAACAGCAUCACAGCAAGGAGCGUUACCGCUCCAAGUCCCCAAGAGACAGAGAGGCAAACUGGGACUCACCCUCGCGGGUUCACACCUCCUUCCCCACCGGACAGCACUCGAGUCAGGCCUUUCCCCCAUCUCUCAUGUCCAAACCCGGCUCCAUGCAGCAGAAGCCCACAGCGUAUGUGCGGCCUAUGGACGGCCAGGAAACGGCAGAACCCAAGAGCUCACAAGCAGAAAGCUACAGUGGACAGUCGCACAGCAGCACCAUGGGAGAGAUGAAGUCCAAUAGCAAGGCCUCACUUUCUAAACUCAAGAUCCCCUCACAGCCUGUAGAGGGAUCCGGUGACGCCAACUGUGUCGAUGAGAUUCUGAAGGAAAUGACUCAGUCGUGGCCCUCUCCGCUGACAGCCAUCCACACCCCCUGCAAAACUGAGCCCUCCAAGUUUCCAUUCCCCACCAAGGAUCCUCACCCUUUUCCAAGUGGACACAAGCGAGGCAGUUCUUCCAAGAGCUCCAGCAGCCACCAGCCCAAAGCUUGCGAUGAUCAGCCAACUAGGCUGGAAGAAGACCUGAAGCUAAGCAGCAGUGAGGACAGUGAUGGAGAACAGGACUCUGCCAAGAAUGCCUCAAGGAACACAUCAGCAAGCAAUAACAGUGAAGGAGCAGAGCAAUCGAGAGAUGACUCAAGCAGCCACAGUGGCUCUGAGAGCAGCUCAGGCUCUGACAGCGAGAGCGAAAGCAGCACAACAGACAGUGAAGCUAAUGAGCACCCACGGCCCGCCUCUCCUGAACCUGAACAACCCAUGGCCAACAAGUGGCAGCUGGACAACUGGUUCAAGAAGGCCAAGCAGUUCUCACCAGCUUCCCCAGUGGACAAUAAUGUUCCAACAAAGUGCAAGAAAGAGGGCAGAGAUAACGGCUCCGGCCGUGGCUAUGGCAGCCAAGGCGGGGGGUCAAAAGACUCUACAGCACCUACCCCAAGCAGGGACCUACGGGCAGCGCAAAAGGGUGCAGAGGGUGGCCGUGGCCGGCAAAAAUCCCCCGCCCAGAGCGAGGGUGGCACUAAUGCCAGAAGGAGUGUGGGUAAAAAACAACCUAAGAAGUCUGAGAAGCCCCCAGUGGUGGAGGAACCCAAAGGAGGUCUGAGAGUGGAGAGUGAACCAGCUCCAGAGAUACCUCCUCACCGGCCCAAAGCUGCUACUAAAGGUUCCCGUAAACCAAGCAUCAAAAAAGAGCCUAAAUCCUCUCCGAGGCCCACUGCGGCUGCCGUCACCACCACUGCAGAUAAACGCAAGGCCAAGGUAGCCACCAAGACUUCCCAGCAGAAGUCUCGCGAGUUUGUUGACACGGACUCUUCGUCGUCGGACUCUGAGGGGAAUGACAGCAUCCCAUCCUCGUCGCAGACACCCAAGUACACAGAGAGUAUCAGGACCCCUGUGUGUGUGUUCUCUCCAAUGGAAGAGAAAGAGCUGUUGUCUCCGCUCAGCGAUCCUGAGGAGCGCUACCCUGCGAGACCGACUCAGCAGCAGGUUUUACUAGUGAAGAUAGAUCUCAGCUUGCUGUCUAGAAUCCCAGGGCGGCCCUACAAAGAGCCUGCAGAGAUAAAAGUGGAGAGAGAUGACUCUCUAGACAGGGACAGCAAAGACUUCAGCAAACAGAGCUCUGAGAAGAGCUCUAGUAAGGCCAAGAGGAAACACAAGAACGACGAAGAAGGCACCAAGCCAGAGAGCAAGCGAUGCAAGCUGGAGGAGAAGUCCCUAUCUCAUCAUAAAAACAGCAGUAAAGAGUCAAAGAGGUCUUUGGAGAAGAAAGAGGAGCCAGUCCCCUCUCCCUCCAUGUCAGGUCUUCAGCGGACACCCAAGGCAGAGCAUCUGAGUCGGAAGAGGACAGUCAGCCAGUCCUCCACCUCUCUGUCCAGCGGGACAGGAAGUGGAAAGGAGGGAAGUCACAGCACCAAGGGCAACUCCACCUCCAAACACAGAAAAGGAGAGGACAAGGGACGCAGCACACGCGAUGGCAAGGAGAAAUCCUCAAAAGGCUGUGAUAACCAGCUGGUUGUGCCGCCGCUCUCCACGGACGGCUCCAAGUCUCAGAGAUCCAAGCUUGUGUUUGAGGACAGGGUCCAUUCAGCAGAUCACUACUUACAAGAGGCCAAGAAGCUUAAACACAAUGCAGAUGCACUGUUGGACCGUUUUGAGAAGGCCGUUUACUACCUGGACGCCGUGGUGUCUUUCAUUGAAUGUGGUAAUGCCCUGGAGAAGAGCGCCCAAGAGGCCAAGUCUCCCUUCCCCAUGUAUGCUGAAACAGUGGAGCUUAUCAAAUACACUAUGAAGUUAAAAAGCUACAUGGCCCCAGAUGCUACUUCGGCAGACAAGAGGCUAGCUGUGCUUUGCCUACGAUGCCAGUCCCUCCUCUACCUGCGGUUAUUCAAGCUGAGGAAAGACAGUGCACUAAAAUACUCUAAAACACUCACCGAACACUUAAAGAAUUCUCUGAGUAACACCCAGGCUCCCUCUCCUGGAAUGGGAAACAAGGCAGCGGGCAUGCCGUCUCCAGUGUCUCCCAAACUGUCGCCAGGCACGGCCGGUGGCUACUCGUCCGUCAGCAGCAGCAGCAGCGCCAGCUCGUCCGUGACCAUCCCUCAGCGUAUCCACCAGAUGGCUGCCAGCUACGUCCAGGUCACCUCCAACUUCCUGUACGCCACUGAGGUCUGGGACCAGGCUGAGCAGCUAUCCAAGGAGCAGAAGGGUAAACUACUUCAGAAAAUAGAAUUCUUCUUAGAGUUGGACAAGGUGAUGGGUCCUCUGAUCUUCAACACCAGCAGCAUGACAGAACUGGUGCGUUACACACGGCAGGGCCUCCACUGGCUGCGCCUGGACGCAAAGCUCAUUCCCUAGCGAGGACUCGCUCCCUGCACGCUGCUUCUACACACACACACACACACACACACACACACACACACACACCUCAGCCUCUGGUGUUCAGCAACAUGUGCUCAAAGACACACAAGCAUGCCCUCACAGACAAACGCAUACAAUAAUGUACUGUAUACACACACACACACACACACACACACACACACACACAGUCCACCUCUGGUCCUCCAUGUACACACACAGACACACACACGUGAUGAACUUCUCAGACAUAUCUUCAACACUGUGUCCAUUUCCUACACCAGCUUGCCAAAAACACUGAGCAAUUUAGAGCAUCUCACACCGUCGACAGCACCACACAGGGAGAAGCAUCGAAACUGCAGCACAGGAACAAAACAAAAAAAAGCUUAUCGCCACGCUUCAUAUAUCAGCAUUCUUACAAAAUCUUCGAAGGCCAUGUUUUUAUCUAUUUGGCAUGGAAGCGCUGGGUGAAUUAUUUGUUAUGAAUAUGCUUAAAAAUGGGGUUUGGUUUUUAGGCUACUUUGGCUUUUAACUUUUUAUUUGACUUUAUUUCACCAAAGUACCUCCCAUAAACACCAAAGGUGCUUUAAAAUGAAGGUUUCUCUUUAUCAUUUGUGUGCCUUGUAUGUGACCUACAGGAAAACAAACAGCCACCCAUCAUAUCUGAAUACAUUGUUUUUAUUUUACCUCUUUUUUUUUUUUUUUUUUGCUCAUUUCAACAUCUAGCAGUUAAUGGAAGCUGGCAACGAUUAUGUUUUUUUUUUAAUUGCAAAAUCUUUUAAUUUUAAGUAAAGUCCUGUCCACGCAUCUGGUAUUUUAGAGCAAAAGAUGGUGUUGGUCACAAAUUAAAAUACCUUACACCGUCUUGAUUUAUCUGUCCUUCAAAGUCUCUCGGCACUGAAGGUUAAUCUUGGAGCAUGCCCACAAGAUUUUAUGGACUGUAGGAAGGGCUACUGUGCACAGCAGAUUAAUACUUCUGACACACACAUAUUUAUAAAUGUUCUCUUUAUCAAUCAGUGUAUUAGUUUUUAACAGUGUACUUUUAUUUUCCACAAUCAUGAACUUCUUAUAUCCCUGCUAAAAAUGGAAUUUCCGUCAGUUUUGUUAAAACCACUGUGGUCUGGUUUGAUGUAAGGAGCGACAUGGCCUCUAGGGGCCGCUAGCAGGGGCUUUUAGACUCAAGGCCUUAAUAAAAUUGAUAAUUUUAAUGUUCUCUCUAAGAGAUUUGCUGUCUCUGAAGCUCCAGAAUACAAAUCUCUUCCUAUAAAAUAUUUUUAAACUUGUAGCUACAUUGUUCAUUGAGAAAUUUCCUCAAGGAUGAGUCAUUUCCAAACAGUGUUACACUUUUUUUUUUUUUUUUCCCCCUUGUUUGCUCAGAGUGUAUUUUUCUAAGGAACAGCAGGGAGUGUCUUAAGUAUUGAAAUCAUUUCCACAUAGUCAAUGCAGUUAUUAACGUUACAGUUUAUAAAAACUGGGCCUGAGUGACCACUAAUUCGGUAAAUCAAAAGCAAAUUUAUGGGGGAAGUAAAGAUGUUCUGUAGAGAGUCAUCAGUGAUGCAGAUUUGCAGUGUUGCAUUUAUAAAACAAAGAGUUUUAAAUCUAUGAUUAUAUAUUUCAAAAAUAUAACGGCCAAUAUAGAUUUUAUUUAUAUACCAAGCAGUUUAUGGUUUUUUGUUCAUCUUCUGGCCAGGCAGAAGUAUAACUUUUCAAACGCAUACUUGUAAAACAGGGUUGAACAAGGGUUAUAAGAUGCAAAGUAUUUGUAUAUGUAAUUGUUCCUAUUUAAAUUUUAAAAAUCUUAAUCAUACUUGUAUUACAAGACGGUAGAUAAAGGAAUGCAUCAGUGUUUGUUAAUGUGGCACAGCAGGUUGGGAUAAAGAUGCUGUCCAACUAUACAAACAUUUCUGUUGGUUAUAUAAAAUUACUGGUUGUCAUCAAGGGGGAAUGUGGAUGGUAGCGGCUUUGAGUAAAGAUGUUAAUAUUACACCCAAGAUUUUAGACAGGUGUUUGGUAAUGUUCAAUGACAUGAAGGACUGUCCUUUUUCUUUUUUUUUUUUUGCCCACUUCCUACUAAAACAUGCUGGAAAUAUUAAAGCCUGGGCCAAAUAGUAUUGCUUGGUUUUAUGUUAGUUAAUGGCAGAUGAGUUUGGAUAGGAGGGAAGUGGCAGGGAGUUUAAGACCUGUGAUAGUCUGUAACUUUAUGGCACUUUUCUUCUAUUUUCAAACAUACAUUUGGUGUAUUUUCUGACACCUCAUCCUUUUUUUUUUUUUUUUCAUCUCAAGAGAGAACAGAUCAAAAUAAUUACUAUUUGUUCCAGGUUUUAACUUUUUUGUUGUUGGUUUUUUUUUGGUAUUUUCUUUCCUUCACUGGCUCCCUGGCCUUUAUUGUAGGAGGGAUACUGUUAUUUCCUCUUGCACUUGAACAAGAGAAAGUCAGAGGAGGUAUUAUUUUUAAUCUAUGCAGGAUUUUUACAAAAAAAAAAAAAAAAAAAAGGAUCAGUUUCUGUGGAAAAAAAUUUCAUUUGUAGGCUUGGGAUUUUUUUCCCCACUCCUUUUUUUUUCCCGCCUCAGUGAGAAACCUGUUGAACUCAAGUGUCCAAUGCCUUUAGCUUUUGCAAUUUUGUGUACUGGUUUAGUAUAUAUGUGUAUAUAGAUCUGUUUUUAUAACCAAACACAGAUGGCUUGAGCCAUUUUGUACUUAAAGCUGGAGGCCACUUUUCUCAUAGGAAUUCCUCUGUGGGUUUUGCUAGCCCAGUCAAUGUCUUCAUACACUGGUACACUUUGUAAGUACAGGUCCGCGCCUUGUGUUCCCUACACUAUCUUGUAGUCAAAUGUACAAAAUUUAGCAUUAGAAUCAUUUUUAACAGUUUGCUACUCACACUUAUUUAUUUUUCUGCCCCUUUGCUUAAUGUUUUUUUCUAUUUUGCCAUUUUAAGGAGUACCAUUUUAUGAAAUAGGAAGAUGUAAAUGUAUCGGGGUUGUUCAUGAUGAGAUUUCAUUGUAAGUAGUAAUUAAUAUUAAUUCUAACUUGAAAGAAUCCAGGGUAAGAUGAGUUUUGUUUUUUUUGACAUUCAGUAGGAAGAUGUUAACACUUGCAUGUUUCUAUUUAAAUACAAAUGUAUAAAUUGUAAAUAUAACAUUUCUUUAAGGGUGAAUUUCUACUACAGGUUGACAUUUUUAUUGAAAUUUAAAAAUGCUGUAAAUACAUUUGUGAGAUACUUUAUGCACAUUUUUUUUUCUCUCUGUGGGCUUUUGUGUUUUCUUCUCCUUCUUCUUCCAAGCUGUUACAGAUGACAUCCCAGUCUCUUAACACUGUAUAUCAAAUUUAUUUCUCAGUCCUUUUCUUACUGUGCUCGUAUUCUUUGUCUUCUGCUUCACCGUCUCUCAGUAUCACGGUCGCCACAUAAUCAUUAAUGUCUCUAGAAUCCAAGUGCGAAUAUUUUGUCUUCUCUGUAUUUGAUACGGAGGGCGUGUACUUUUCAUGAAAUGUAUAUUGUUGAUCUCAUGGGAUGGAUGGAUGGAUGGAUGGGUGUGUACAGUCCGUUAUGUAAAACCGCGUCUGUUUUCGUCCUCAUGAGAGAGAUGUAUUUACUAUUUGUCCCUUUUGAACAAUUGGUCCAACAUGUCUUUUGAAACAGAGGUAUUUCUCUACAGGUCAGAACAGUUGUAGCAGUUUAUACAGUAUGUUGUAUAACACCUUUUUUCUAAAAGUCGUCUCUAAAGUGAGGCCAGCAGCAUACACUAUGUACAAUAGUCUAAAUUGGAUUAGUUUUAAGAGAACUGAUGAUAGAGAUACUAUAUAUGAUGGAUGCAAUAUGAUUAAAGGUACUCAUUGAGUUUGAUCUUCAAACUUAGGUUAUGUAAUUUAAAAGCAUUCUUGUGAAGUGAGUAUUAAUUGUGACUAAUGAGAGUCUGUCCUGAAUAUUCUUUGUAUUUUGCCGUAUUGAGAAUAAAAUAUAUAUGGAUAUGUUUAA
Molecule: messenger RNA, 7775 nt
Organism: Dicentrarchus labrax (European seabass)
Lineage: Eukaryota; Metazoa; Chordata; Actinopteri; Moronidae
Gene: aff4
Product: AF4/FMR2 family, member 4
Exons: 21
Coding region: 322-3801 (1159 amino acids)
Biological process (GO): regulation of gene expression
Cellular component (GO): super elongation complex; nucleus
Source: RefSeq, a predicted model, not a curated record